Messenger RNA from Mastomys coucha (southern multimammate mouse), 2276 nucleotides. It is a transcript of the gene Znf683, whose product is annotated as zinc finger protein 683. NCBI's taxonomy places the organism in Eukaryota, Metazoa, Chordata, Mammalia, Rodentia, Muridae. The transcript has 5 exons. Gene Ontology annotation, molecular function: RNA polymerase II cis-regulatory region sequence-specific DNA binding; histone deacetylase binding; DNA-binding transcription factor activity. Gene Ontology annotation, cellular component: cytoplasm; nucleus. The coding region runs from base 252 to 1640 and encodes 462 amino acids. The record is from RefSeq and is a predicted model, not a curated record. Gene Ontology annotation, biological process: cell fate commitment; regulation of transcription by RNA polymerase II.
UCAAGGCCCCAUGCCUACUAGAUGCCCACUCUGCUAACCAAGCCGCAUCUCCAGUCCCUGUCCUCCGUUUCUCAAAUGGAGAAACGGAGGCCAGGAAGCAAGUGAGUGCUUACAGCCUCACUUCACAGUGAGUGAACCGGUGCUGGAUAGAACCCAGCCUUCUCAGCUCAUCUCAACUCACCUGUCGUCUCCCCAUCAGGUAGUGGGAGCCAGAAGGGAAAACCAGCUCCCGGUUGGCUUGUUGCUACAAGAUGAAAACUCUGGGCGGUUUAAGAGACCCCCUGUACCCAAGUCUGGACUUCCAGCUCUAUCAGGAUGACCAGGUCUGCUCAGCUGACUCUUCUCGGCCACUUCAAGACACAAGGGAUGCUUGUGACUUACCCUGGAGCCAGAGGAUGUGCCCCUUACCCCUGGUACCGGCUAAGUCUCCCUUGCCGGCUUGCCCCAAAAGCCCAGACCUAUGCCUGUGUGCCCUGCAGAAGACACCCCUAGGCAGAGCCCCACAGGAUCUCAGAGAGGACGCCUCAAACUUGAAACAUCAGCCACCAAGCCUGUACAAAGCCUCUACCGACAGCGAGAAACUCACAAUCAAAGACUCACGGAACAGAGAGGAGAUGGGAAACCAGCCAGAAAGAGGCUCCUCCCCACCCCUCCCUCCUCAUACCAGCUCCUCCCCAGAUGCCUGGCUGGACAGAAAGAGCCUCAGUCCCUUGACCUUCUGGCCCUGGCUUCCUCCCACUCUCAUCUCCAAGGAACUCCCUAUCCACAUCUACCCCAUCUUCCCUGGGUACCCAUUUCUGCCCCUCCCUUACCUAUUCACUUAUGGGGCCCUACCUUCUGCCCAAUGUCCGCACCUCUUCAUGCUGCCCCCCGACUCCACAUACCCCACCUGGGCUGGGCCUAGCUUGCUUAUGACAGCCAAUGAGCCUGAACCCCGUAUCCCCCAAGAGAAGAGCCUGCUUCUCUACUCAGGAGCUUUCCAGAGUGCCGGCCACACCCUACACUCCCAGGUUGGGAGUCAGAGCUCUGGAGAUGCCUGGACCCCGGGACAAGCUGGUGUGGCAGCUCCAGCAAGGAGGGCUGUGCCAGGCUCCCGGGCAGGUGUCAUAGCCCUGCCCUACCCUCUGAAGAAAGAGAAUGGUAAAAUCUUAUACGAGUGUAACGUGUGUGGCAAGAACUUUGGGCAGCUCUCCAACCUCAAGGUUCACCUGCGUGUACACAGUGGGGAGCGCCCGUUCCAGUGUGCCCUGUGUCAGAAGCGCUUCACCCAGCUGGCCCACCUGCAAAAGCACCACUUGGUGCACACCGGGGAGCGGCCCCACCAGUGCCAGGUGUGCCACAAGCGCUUCAGCAGCUCCAGCAACCUCAGGGCCCACCUCCGGCUGCACUCAGGUGCCAGGCCCUUCCAGCACAGCCUCUGUCCAAGUCACCUCACAAGGAAUGUCUACCCUAAGCUGCGCCACAGGCCGCAGGCUUCUCAGCGCCGCGACCUGGCCCACACCCACCUUCCCCGCGCCUCUCUCACCUACCUUGCCCAGUGGCACCCAGGAGUACUAGAUCUUGUGGAUGAGAAGCGGAUGGGCUGGAAUAUGGACAAGGUGUCUUCAGAAUCCAAGGGAAAGCAGGGGCAGCCAGCUUGAGCAGUGGUGCCGGGAUUUCUCUGGGAGCAGAGUGGUGGCAAUGAAAAUAUGGCCUAAGUGCUGAGUCGAGGCCUCCUGAGUGUCUCCAGUGGAGGGGAAUGUCCCUGUCAGAUCCCACUUGUCCCCUGGGAACAGCAGGGCACACAGGCCAUGUGGGGGUGGCUCCAGGCAGCCAUCUGCCUCAGGCUGGAUUUGGGUUCCACUCUCUUGUCUGUGACCUAUCUGGACCUGAGAUCUCUAUCUCAACUCACCAGUGGACAGUGCUAUCUUUCAGGACUGGAUGAAGGCAGUGUGUGCUCCUCCGGAGGAGGGACACCAGAGGCAGGAGGACCUCAGCCGUGAGGUUAUUAUCAGCUACCUUAGUUACCUGGUCUGGUGGACAGAGCAGUUACUUCAAGAGAAAUAACUGGAGAAUGAAGCAAGAAUGGGUUUGUGUGUUGGCCAACCACCGGACACGUUGCGUUCCUUCCUGAACACCUUUCCCAAUCCCUCCGAUUGUCCUGUGGGUUCCUGCCUACCGUUUUCCAAUUGCAGUUCUUUCUCAGCCCCAAGUAGAGGUCAGCUGGUGUUACCUGCCAUCAUCGGGUGGGAUGCAAUUCUCCCUGGAAUCGGGGUAAAAAAGGAGACAGAAGAUAU